CCGAACUACGGUUCAUUCCGGCCUUGCUAGUUGUGUGAGCGACAUCAUAACGUGUAGCUCCAAGAGAAAAAACGUAUUUGAUGCGUGAUAUCGAGAGAAAAUACAUUAGAAGCGAAGCUAUCGCGAUCGUGUACCCAUCAUGAGAGUUCGAAAAACGUUCGUUCGUAUAAAUUACACGUGUAUCAAUACGAUCAAUCAAAAAAGAAUAUCUUCGUCAUUAGAGAACGAUGAUGCUCGUGGUGCCCGGAUAUCGGUCGCAGAGGUUCCUUCGUUCGGUGCCGGUCGUUGAUCUCUCUAAGGUACCUCGAACGAAUCUCGUUGUCUCAGACGCGCGCGCGCGAGCAUCGACCGAUCCUUUCUCCUUCUCUCUCUCUCUCUCUCUCCCUCCCUCUUUUUCUCUCUCUCUCUCUCUCUCUCUCACUCUCUCUCUUUGUUUUUCCGGUGGAUCGUUCAAUGCGAUCGGUGAUGAUCUUAAUCGGAAGCUCUAUAGAAGCAACUAAAUAUCAUAAAAAAAAGAAUAUUAACAGGAAAUCAUAAGAAAAAUUCUUACGAUUCAUAUAAUUCUUUUAAAUAGUUAUUUUUUACUUAGAAAAGAAAAAAAAUGAUCGCGAAUCUCGUGAUGAUCAAAGAUAGAAAAUUACCCGUCACUAACCUUUUGUUCUCUUCUUUGCAUUUUUCGCGUUUAUAGUCUGACGUCAAUAUCGAUAAAACGAUGCAAUGAUUAAAUAUACGAUGUAAUCUCACGUUUCUCCCCAUCGUUACGGGCUUCUCACGUUCCUCAUGCAAACGACAGUGACGGACGAAAGAAGAGGAGAAAGAAAGAGUACGACGCGGCUUAAUGGUUCGUUAGUUACAGAAAUAACGUAAAAGGUGAAUCUCGGAUGCAAAACGUCGAACAGCUGAUAUUGCUGCGCGCCAUUCAAGAGUGCAAAUGACAAGGUACAGAAAAUGUUACGCUCGUGAAAGUGACACACGGUGAUUUAAUUUUUAAGUGAUAGCGUUAGAAGUAAUGUAAUGGAUGCAUCUGCUACACAUUAGGAACCAUCGAAUCUGUGGAUCUUUUAGAAAGAUACGGAAGAGUUUGAAGGAUAGAGAGAGAGAGUCUAUUUUCGAGAAAAGCAAUAUAUUCGGUUAAUCCGAGGUAUGGAUCGCAACUAGUUCGAGGAUAGAUUGAAUGGAAGAAGAAAUUUGUUGGUUACCGUGACGGAAUGUGAACGGAAUAACACGACGGGGGCACGGUUUAAACAUUAAAUUAAAUUGAACCGUGACAGUGAAAGUGAGUUAACGAUGACGGAUAGUAAAAGAGAGAUGAAAAAUCGAACAAUGGAUGCGUCAUCUCGACGAAUUUCUAUCGUCGAAAUGCAUCGACCUUACGUGUUACAAUCAUCGCGUACAAUGACCCUUGUCGAUGUCGAGGAGAUCAGUGAUUCGAUGUUUCCUUGUACAAACUGAGUAAAGAUCAGAGAAUAUUUAAAGAUAGAUACUCGGGCACGAACAAUGGUAUUGAUGGCUUGAAAUCUUUUUUCUCUUUUCAAUGGAUCAAUGCGAUCUUUCGAUCGACGAGGAGGAAGUAGUAGAAGAAACGGAUCGCUUUCGAAUACGAAAAAGUUACUACUCAGAUAUAGUCGGGUUAUUGAAAACAGCAAAAGAAAAAGAAAAAAUACAGAAGCGGAGGUGAUUGGCUAUUGGAAAGGUUAAAGAAGACAUAAGAAAAAAAGAAAGAAAGAAAAAAAGGAAAUGGAAUUGAACGGUACAAUGGAAGAGGAUUCUGCUAAUAUCACUGAUCUACCGGGUCAACUGCCGAAUAUUUUAAUUGACACCGGACAAAGUAAAGAGAAUGAGACUUACGAACGUGCGGAGAAUAACGAGAUCGAGCACGUGCUUGUGUUGACGGCGAAGGCAACUGUGAUGGGCUUCAUUAUUCUUUGCGCUCUCUUCGGCAAUCUGCUUGUAAUCGUUUCUGUAAUGAGGCACCGUAAGCUACGAGUUAUUACCAACUACUUCGUUGUCUCACUGGCGUUGGCUGACAUGCUUGUCGCGAUUUUCGCGAUGACUUUCAACGCCUCAGUUGAAUUGUCUGGCAAGUGGCUCUUCGGUUAUUUUAUGUGUGAUGUCUGGAACUCCCUUGAUGUCUUCUUCAGUACCGUGUCGAUCCUCCAUCUCUGCUGCAUCAGCGUAGAUCGUUAUUAUGCCAUCGUUCAACCACUUGACUAUCCUCUAAUCAUGACAAAUCUUCGACUCGGCGCGAUGCUCAGCGUCGUUUGGUGCUCGCCGACGGUGAUGAGCUUCCUUCCUAUUUUCGCCGGGUGGUACACAACCGAUAAACAUCUCGAGUACCGAAAAAAAUAUCCCGACGUGUGCGUGUUUCAAGUGAACAAAUUGUAUGCGGUGAUCAGCUCAAGUGUAAGCUUCUGGCUACCUGGGAUUAUCAUGAUCGCGAUGUAUUACAAGAUUUAUCGUGAGGCCGAUCGUCAAGAACGAAUGCUAUAUCGAAGCAAAGUGGCGGCGGCUCUUUUAAAUAAACACAUGCGAUUUAAUGGUAUUUCUGCGGGUCUUACAUCAUUACCCACAAUAGACCAAUCGUCACAUGAUCUUCAACCGGAAGAGCCACCAAUCACCAGCAGCAGCAAGAUGAAACGAGAGAGAAAGGCAGCCAGAACACUCGGGAUCAUCAUGUCAGCGUUUUUAGCUUGCUGGCUUCCCUUCUUUCUCUGGUACAUCAUCACAUCUCUCUGCGAUACCUGCGAAUGCGGUGAUAUUGUAGUCGCUGUAGUCUUUUGGGUAGGCUACUUUAACAGCGCUUUGAAUCCAUUGAUUUAUGCAUACUUCAAUCGCGAUUUUCGAGCUGCAUUCAGAAAAACACUAGAGAGUUGCUGCGCAGCAAUAGGACCAGUACGAGAUCUAAGAAAAAGUCACAAAAAACAAGACUUGGUACAUAGCAACGCGUCAUCGGAGCUUCACGUUAACAAUCAGUUAAGGACUAGUGAAAUGACGAACGUGCAUAUCGAAGCAUGCAUUUAAAUCAAUCAUUGAGAAAUGAUAUCCUUGAAAAACGAAAAAUAAUGUUCGAAAGAAACGUAUAAAUAUCAAAUGCAAUAUAUAAAUUUAGAAAGCAUUUUCAUCAUCAGCAUUUGGUUCAGAAUCGAUCUAUCUUGAAAAUCUGUUUUUGUAUAUCAAAAAUAGCAUACGUUUGCUUACAGUAUCUUAUUAAUCGAGAUUUUUUUUAAUUGUCGUCUCUCUAAAAUUGCAAACGAGUAUUUACCAAAGAGAUAAUUAUCAAUUAUUCGAUAGCUGUUUGAUCUAUCUGUGGACAAUCAUCUCCAAGAAUGAAUGAAAUGAGCAAAAGAAUUCAUUGGAAAAUGUCUGCCAUUCUUUUCGCACCACACUGCUUAAAAAAAAUUUCUUUGAAGGUACCUCUACAUUUUGAAUGAAAAAUGAAAAAAACAGAAAUAUUAAUUGAAAUUUUGCAGUCGAGUUAAAACAGAUAACAAGACAAUUUACACUAGGAGAAACGAUAUCAAAUAUCUUGGAUACUUACAUCUAAAUCAUAUUAUUUUGGUUAUCGAGUGAGAAAUACAAGUCUAAAUUCCAAACAUUUAUCCUAGGGAUUCUAUCCCGAUAGCUCUAUCUGGUUCGUAAAUAAGGUUUCUGUCGAGAUAGAUUAAUGCCCCGAUUUCAAUAAUAUGUCUACAAUGAAAACGAUAAAAUCUGAAUGAUGAUCAAUGAUCAUCAAAAUCUGAUCAAUGAUCAAAAAAAUCUGAAUGCAAGAUCAUUUCUUCCGACUAAAGAGACAUAGAUAUUUAUGAAUAUCAAAGCAUAACUAUAAUCAGAGAUAAACAUACAUAUUGAAUCUAUGCCGUAUGCAGUAUAUACGGUAAGCAGCAUGGAAGAGGCCAUUAAAUCAACGCGAAAUGAAUCUGUCAAAGGACCGGCUGUCUCUUUCGAAAGAGAACACCUUCAUAUCGAUCGUAAGCUACCAUUUUCGUGCUCCUAUUCUCACGUAAAGUUCGGACUAAAUAAAAAACUUCUCAACACCCACAAAAAUCUCUUAGACCUUUCGCGAAUGAGAAAAAGGUAAAGAAAAUUCGCAACAAUCGGUACGUUUUAGGCUGAAUAAUUGGAAACCCGAAUGACUUGAAAAUUAUUUAAGAACAAAGGAUUUCAAUUUACCAAGGGCAUUAAUAGUAUAUGCAUACGUCAAGAGCCGUUAAUAGUAGGUAAAGAGUGAAAUGAUCUAUCGUUAAGCCAAUCUAAAGUAACUGUCUAAUUUUUACUGACACAAAGGCGCCCUCAAAGGAAAAUUAAAGGAAAAAGAUGGAGAAAACGAUUAGGAGGAAAUGUGUUUUUCGACUGACCAAAAAUUGUAAGUAAUAUUAUUGAUUAUGAAUGUUAAAAGAUUUAAUUAGUAAAUAAAGGAAAAAAAUGUUCAUCUUAUACCUAGUCAUUUAGCGAGAACGUGUAUUCAAAGAGAAUGUUAACGCGAACAGAAACAAUGGAGAAAUUUUAAUGAAAUUAAAUAAAAUAUAAGAAAUGCGAAGUAUUUCUUUUGUACGUGAUAGAUCGAUCUUCUUACAAUCAAUCAUAUAUCAUUUUGUAUAUAUAUAUAUAUAUAUAUAUAUAUAUAUAUAUAUAUAUAUUGCAUUCAAAUCUAUAACGCUCGAGAAAUAGACUUCCAUUUUACACAAUCAACUUUUGCAUAUAAAUGUGUCUAUUUAUUGCGCGUAAGUGUCAUAUUUCUAAUUUGUGUCUUGGAUAAAAAAAAAAAAAAUAUAUAUAUAUAUAUAUAUAUAUAUAUAUACAUAUAUAUAUUUAUAUAUAUAUGAAAUAAAAUGAAGAGAGACAUAAGAAAUCGUUUAUCAUUAUAGUCAAUCAAUCAUUCCGAUAUAAACAAAAAAGACAUGCCAAAAAUACAUAAAAGAAAAAGUUCUUACGCAUAUAUAAUAUAAUGUAUACAUACAUAUGUGCAUAGCAAUAAGAUGAAUAGGUUGUUUAAUUUGAUUAUUAUCGAUUAUAGAGAUUUAUUGUAAAUUGUUAACUAUUACAUUGUGUAAUACCAUAAUAUUUCCUAUGGAAAGCUCGUCAGCAUUUUAACUGAAUACUUUAAAUAAGUAAUGUUUAUCGUACGUUGUAAAGAUUGUUUGGGAAUUUAUUUAACUACUUACUGAUCAUGAUCAAUACUUAUAAAACGAAAUAUAGAAAUUCACAAAGACCCGUAUAAAUAUUCGUGUAAGCAGAGAGUACAGAACAAUCAUUAAUAUAAGAUCAACAACGAGACGAUUUUUUUUCUGAAUGCAUUGAACUAAUGAUUUUUCUUUAUGCAACUGGAACGUUUUUAAAAAGUAUUAAAUCGUUUCACAACUCGUCAACUUUGUAUAUCCUGUAUCUAAAGUUAGACGUAUGAGAGAUUAGCAAUAUAACUUAAUGUACAACGUCAUAAAAUUGGUGUUUACAAAAAUGAAGUGGCACUAAAAAAAUACAAUUACAAUAAAUUACAAAUGUAUAGAAGUAACAAAAGAAUUUAUCCGUAAAUCAAAAAAAAUUUAUGGGAUAUUGUAUUCUUGGAUAUAAGGAAAAAAUCGAUAUUAUUAUUAUUAUUAUUAUAAUAUGUUCAAGUGACAAUAGUUAAAAGAGAGUGAAUAUUUUUAUUUCCUAUUUCGCACAGUAAAAAGCAUAUCGACCUAAAGAAAAAUUAUUCACACCAGUGUAACAUGUGCUUGUGUGGAUGAAAUCUUAGCGUGUUAAUGACAUCAGAUCUCACGCAACGUAGAGACAUACAUCGCAUGUCACGAAAAAGAGAAUGCGAACCUAUCAUCUGGAAAUUUGUGGAUUUGCCCAUAUAGAAAACUAAUAAAAAUAUUUUAAAGAAAA
Vespa velutina is the source of this 5868-nucleotide messenger RNA. RefSeq names its product octopamine receptor beta-1R-like. Gene Ontology annotation, cellular component: membrane. Bases 1738 to 3021 code for a protein of 427 amino acids. The record is from RefSeq and is a predicted model, not a curated record. The transcript is spliced from 5 exons. Gene Ontology annotation, molecular function: octopamine receptor activity. NCBI's taxonomy places the organism in Eukaryota, Metazoa, Arthropoda, Insecta, Hymenoptera, Vespidae. Gene Ontology annotation, biological process: adenylate cyclase-activating adrenergic receptor signaling pathway.